AUGACUUACAAAUCGGUAUCACCAUCACCACCGCUACUAAGUCCAAAACCAAUAUCGCGACUAAAGAAUCAUCGCACCAUCCGCAAACUAAAUCGCAUUGCAAACUCCAAAAUAGUCAGAUUACUUCUAGUCUUUGUUAUCUUGAUCAACAUUUUCUUAGCUUCAAUAAUAACAUUCACAAACAAAAAGAAGAUCUUGGGAGUUAAACUACCGCGAAGAAAGAAAAGCAACAAAGAUGCCCAGCAACUAUAUCGUCUGUCCCGAGUUAGAUUAGCAACAGCACCCAACCAUAAACAAAACUAUUACCAAGGCGGCGGAGGCGCAUCCUACGAAGAUAUCCCCGUUAUCAUUGAAGUACCUCAUGACCAAAUUAGCUUUAUCAACCCAACAACCAGACAAUAUGAACAGGAACAGAUGAAAACACAGACAAUGUAUACUAUACCAGAGGGUAAAAAGUAUGAAGAAUUAAACAACAAGGAAAAAUUGCAAUGGAUGCUCCGCGAAAUCAGCGAGGAUAAGGAAAAGUAUUGGUUGGCACAUACUGAGCUCACUGAUUACGAGAUCAAGUUGCAUGUUAAAGAUUUUCUUUACGAAAAUUGGAUUGGCAAACCCGUAUUGUUUUAUGACCCAAGAUUCACCUUAUCUAUAUACUUAUCUGAGUUGAGAAACCAGUACAAACGCAAACAAAUGAACAAAAGCAAACAGGGCAAGCAAGAUGAUGAUAAAAAUAAUAGCAACAACAACAACAAUGAUGAUGAUGAUGACGAUGACGAUCCAGUAGUUGUUCCCUUUGCAUGGUCUGAUUGGGUGGACUUGACCAUGUUGAACCAAGAAUUGGUUAAACCUGAAAAAAAGAGGAAAACAUGUGCAUAUAUGAAGGCAACACAUCAUAUCCCAACAAAGUAUCCCGACUACUGUAUCGAUAAUGUGGAUGUAGUUCGCCAAGAUUUGGAUGAAAUGCAAUUGCAACUGGUUAACUAUGUUCCCGGCUUUGCCGUAAAGACAUCACCGACAAAUAAGGCUUCAAACGAAGUGAGGAUGCUCGAAGGUAAAUCACAUCUCCUAACAUACGCCAAGAACCCAAUGAGUAUAAUCUUUUUGAGCAAAGACGGAGUAUACGAGGCCCAAGUCGAUGGUAAGCAACGUAUUGUUGAUGGAAGCUUAUUUGACAAUUACUUGAAGGAUAACAACAUUGCACGAGACGAGCUGGAGAUGAUUACCAUGAACCCCGUUAAAGAAUUUGUUCAUCUUGUAGAGCAAGUGCCUCCACAAUUGAUUAAACCUGAAGAAGAUAGAUAUGGAAUGGUUGCCACACUAAAAGAGCUAAAUCCAUUCCAAUCUAAGGAAAUAUACCUCCCACCACUGGCAUUCAACUAUCAACAAGACAAGAUUGACUUGCAAAUUAAAGAGUAUGAAAGCAGAAUGAAGAAAGCUAUGGGACUCGUUACCAAUGAGUUGACUUUUGACCAGGAAGAGAUAUAUAAACUUCGUCUUACAAGAAAAGAAAAAUUGUACUAUGACGGAUUAAAGUAUGCAAAUAAGUUUCCACUAAAGAAGGAACCAACGCAUUUCAGAAUGGCAAGAUUGAAUUUUGGUAAUGCCGAGAAUGAUCAUGAUGCAGGUUGGCACUACGAGUGGAGGUUUUUUAAUGGUGCAUUGAAAUACUUAAAAAAAGGUUGGACCGAGGAUGAGCUACAGAUUAGAGAAAAUGUCUUGUUGGAUAGGAUUUUGCGCAACUGGUUCAAGUUUGCCAAUAUGAAGGGUGUCAUUUCCUGGAUUGCACAUGGUCCAUUGUUGUCGUGGUAUUGGGAUGGGUUGCUUUUCCCAUUUGACGAGGAUAUCGAUAUUCAAAUGCCGGCAUCUGACUUGGCCAGUUUUUGCAAAUCUUAUAAUCAAUCGUUGGUUGUUGAAGAAAUCACUGAAGGUUUUGGCAAGUUUUUUAUUGAAUGUUCUUCUUUUGUGCAUCAUAGGGGCAAGUCGUUUAAGGAAAAUCACAUUGAUGCUAGAUUUAUUGAUAUUGAUACUGGGUCGUAUAUUGAUAUUACUGGGUUGGGGAUUAGUGAUUUACCUGUUCCCGAGAGGUAUGAGUCUUUGAUUUUACAGAAUGAAGCCGAAGGUGUUCCAAGACAAGUUUAUAAUUGUCGAUAUCCACAUUUCUACUCGCACGAUGAGAUAUCACCAUUGCGGUAUACUAUGUUGGGUGGUAUUCCUGUAUUUGUUCCCAAUCAAAUCGAGACCAUUUUGCAACAAGAAUACGAGCAAGGUUUGGAGAGUUAUGAGUAUGAAGGGUUCUUUUUUGUUGAUGCUUUGGGACUCUGGAUUCAUCAUAGCAAGAUGGAGUUUUUGUUUCCCAAUGAGGAUUUGUACGCCAAAAAGGGAAGGAAAAAAGUAAAGAGCAAUAGUAAGAACAAGAAGAAUAAGAAUGCAAACACCAAUAACCUUGAUAUUGAAAAGUUUACGCGGUUGGUGAAGGGUAUUACUGAGGAGCAAGUUGUGAAGUUGUUGGAGAAUGAUCAAGAUAUACUAUUGGAGUACUAUCUCACGAGACAAGCUACCAGUAUACACAAGCAGGAGUUGACCCAUUUGUUCCAUAUGGAGAAUGGUACCAAUACAGCGAUUGGAGAUAUUUCCGGAAUGAAGACGAAUAGAGAGAUUAUGAAUGAUGGAGAGUACCAUCGUUUAACUUCUAGUUUUAAAUUCCAAAAGCCAUUUAGGAGACCAUUGUUUAAUUACGAGCAAAUCGAUAGGCCAAGACACCAUCAAGGCUAA
Molecule: messenger RNA, 2769 nt
Organism: Lodderomyces elongisporus
Lineage: Eukaryota; Fungi; Ascomycota; Pichiomycetes; Serinales; Debaryomycetaceae
Exons: 1
Coding region: 1-2769 (922 amino acids)
Source: RefSeq, a predicted model, not a curated record